CAUUCUCCUUAACCUAGCUUUCAGCAAAUUCUUCACUAUAGUGCAGGUUUUCGAAUGGCAAAUUUGAGGGUGGUUCUCACAACAAGAGCUGUUACUCGUUAUGGGAUUGCCUCAGGCAGGGUCAGUGCGUCCAAUCGGCACUUUGUUGAAGAAAUGCCCAGGAUUCCACCAGAACAGAAGUCAAGACCGUUUCUGGCUAGGGAUAUGCAGGGGCGCCGCAUUUAUCACCUUGAGUACAAGAGGAGGAUGGUGGGGCUCCGUCGGAAGCAAACAAUUACUGGUUUAAGACGCUUCUUUCGAGAGCAUGGUUUGCAACCUGGGGAUCGAAUUACUUUGUACAAGGAGGAGGGCAAUGAGAUGAUAUUGAUGGGACAACUGAUCUCUCCACUCUAUGUGAUCCACUUUGAGAGGGUUAACGAAGUUGCAGCCGGUGAAGAUCCCGCUCCGUUGCAGGCUGGUGAUCAUCAUGCUCCUUGAGGAUUAACGAAGGUGUUUUCGGGUAGAUGCUUUUUUUUUUUUUCUUUUUCUUUUUUGGUUUUUUUCACGUCUUUCUGUUGUGGUUUUUCAAUAAAUGUAAAUUCUCUAGCCUAAGACGCUUCUUUCAAGAGCAUGGUUUGCAACCGGGGGAUCUAAUUACUGUGUACAAGGAGGAGGGCAAUGAGGUGAUCUUGAUGGGAAAACUCAUCUCUCCACUCCAUGUGAUCCACUUUGAGAGGGUUAACGAAGUUGCAGGCCGCUGAGGAUCAUGCUCUUUGAGAAAGCUGAAUCAGUCUGUUAAAAGAUCAAGGUGUUUUCUGUUAGUCUUCUUCUUCUUCCUUUUUUUUUUUUGUCUUUUUCAUGUCUUGCAGUAGUGUCUUUUUUGCUGUUUGUUUGUAGUGAUUUUCCACUAAUGUAAUACUCUGGUCUGGUCCGGUCAGAUACGACCUGUUUGUAUUUAGUAAAUAUAGAAAUUCGAU
Molecule: messenger RNA, 956 nt
Organism: Rubroshorea leprosula
Lineage: Eukaryota; Viridiplantae; Streptophyta; Magnoliopsida; Malvales; Dipterocarpaceae
Source: the annotation of a GenBank genome assembly